UGUGCAAGCGGGGCACGAGGGCCUCAGCGCAGCCCUAUUUAUAACCCCGAGCCAGGCGCCGGAGGCAGUUCGCUGACCCCCAGCCCGUCUCUCUGCCCUCCCAGGGUCCCUCCAGCCCCACCAUGUCCCAGGAAACCUUUGCCUUCACCUCCUCGGCCCUGCGCUCCCUGCGGCUCCAGCGGGAGCUGCUGGAGCUGGAGGAGCGCCGGCGGGCCCUGGUGCGGGAAUCGGCCACGCGCCGGUUCCUGCCAUCCAGCACCCGGCCGGUGCCUGCGCCCGCCCGGCGCCCCCAGCGCUGCCGCGACCCCGCCGUCCACAACGCCCUCUACGCCGGCGACCUCCUGCGCGUCAAGAGCAUCUUCAAGGACGAGAGCACCGCUAACGCGAUCAUGGAGACGGUCAGCGAGGAGCUGGUGUGGGCGCCCGAGCUGGGCUGGCCGCGUCCUGCCCCGCUCGGCAGGGCUGUGGUGCUGAGCCCCCGGAAGAAGCACACGUCGCCGCUGCGCAUCGCGGCCGGCCGGGGCUACCGGGAGUGCGCCCGGCACCUCAUCGUGCGGGGGGCCGAGGUGGACGCCGUGGUGGGCGGCCGGGCGGCCCUGCACGACGCCGUGGCCGGCCCCCGCCUCGACUGCGCCCGCCUGCUCCUCGCCUUCGGCGCCGACCCCAACGUGCUCUCCGAGGAGGGGCUCGCCCCGCUCCACCUCUGCACCGACCCGGAGAGCCUGCCGUGCGCCGAGCUGCUGCUGGCCCACGGCGCCCGGGUGAACCUGAGCACGCGGGACCGGCACCUCACGGCCCUGCACGUGGCCGCCCGCCACGGGCUGGAGGCCCACGUGGAGCUGUACCUGCGGCACGGCGCCGACCCGGCGCGCCGGAGCCGCGAGGGCGAGACGGCGCUCAACGCCGCCUGCGCCGGGGCCGAGCGCCCCGAGGACGCCGAGCGUUACUACCGGGUGGCCGAACGGCUGCUGGCCGCCGGCGCCGACCCGCGGGCCGCCGGCAAGGACCACACGCCGCUGCACAACGCCUGCGGCAACGGGCAGCCGCGGCUGGUGCGCCUGCUGCUGCGGCACGGGGCUGCCGCCGGCGCGCCCAACGGCGCCGGCUACACGCCCAUGGACUGCGCCCUGCACGCCGUCGACGAGUACCGCCGCGAGCACCCCGAGCGCACCAUCGCCCUGCUGCUCGACCACGGCGCCGGCCCCGUCAACCCCAAGAUGCUCAAGUUCUGCUGCCGGUGCCCGCGGGCGCUGGAGGUGGUGCUCAACGCCUACGAGCGCGUGCCGCCCGCCGAGGCCUCGGAGGCCGUGCCGCUGGAGCUGUGGCAGGAGCACCGGGCUUUCUACGAGUCGGCGCUGCGCAUGGCCGCGCAGCCGCGGCGGCUGCAGCACCUGGCGCGCUGCGCCCUGCGGCGGCACCUGGGCGCCCGCUGCCACGCCGCCAUCCCCCGGCUGGCCCUGCCGCCCCUGCGCCGCUACCUCCAGCUGCCGCUCGAAGGGCUCAUCCGCUGAGCGACGCCACGCCACGCUCCCCCCCCAACCCCCCACCCCAAAUACGGCGCUGGCGGCCCCACCCGGCGAGCUCGCGGAUGGGG
Molecule: messenger RNA, 1594 nt
Organism: Rhea pennata
Lineage: Eukaryota; Metazoa; Chordata; Aves; Rheiformes; Rheidae
Gene: ASB16
Product: ankyrin repeat and SOCS box containing 16
Biological process (GO): intracellular signal transduction
Molecular function (GO): protein binding
Source: RefSeq, a predicted model, not a curated record